GUUACUGACUGCGCGCGCACCCGUCGCCAUUUUUCUCGGUCCUAUCGCAGCUGUUGGCGUCUUUCUUGUCCGCGGUUGUACUCCGGAGCGAAGUGAGAGUCAUGCCGGCGGGGCCCGUCCAGGUGAUGGCUCCGGCCCAAGCCACGCCGCCCGAGGCCAAACAGCCAGAAGAUGAGCCGAAAGAGGAGGCAGUGCCCGCCAAGCCGGUGGUGGGCAUCAUCUACCCUCCGCCAGAGGUCAGAAACAUUGUGGACAAGACAGCCAGCUUUGUGGCCAGGAAUGGCCCAGAGUUUGAGGCCCGCAUCCGCCAGAACGAGAUCAACAAUCCCAAGUUCAACUUCCUGAACCCCAACGACCCCUACCAUGCCUACUACCGCCACAAAGUCAAUGAGUUCAAGGAAGGGAAGGCCCAGGAGCCCUCGGCCGCCAUCCCCAAAGUCAUGCAGGCCCAGCAGAGUGCCCAGCAGCAGCUGCCCCAGAAGCUCCAGGUCCAAGUCAUCCAGGAGACAGUGGUGCCCAAGGAGCCUCCACCGGAGUUCGAGUUCAUCGCCGACCCACCCUCCAUCUCGGCCUUCGACCUGGACGUGGUCAAGCUGACCGCUCAGUUUGUGGCCCGCAACGGCAGGCAGUUCCUCACCCAGUUGAUGCAGAAGGAGCAGAGGAACUACCAGUUUGACUUCCUCCGGCCCCAGCACAGCCUCUUCAACUACUUCACCAAACUGGUGGAGCAGUACACCAAGAUCCUGAUCCCGCCCAAGGGCCUGAUCAUCAAGCUGAAGAAGGAGGCGGAGAACCCCAAAGAGGUGCUGGACCAGGCCUGCUACCGAGUGGAGUGGGCCAAGUUCCAGGAGCGAGAGCGGAAGAAGGAGGAGGAGGAGAAGGAGCGCGAGAGAGUGGCCUAUGCCCAGAUUGACUGGCACGACUUUGUCGUUGUGGAGACCGUGGACUUCCAGCCCUCGGAGCAAGGGAACUUCCCACCUCCGACGACCCCGGAGGAGCUAGGGGCCCGGAUCCUGAUCCAGGAGCGGUACGAGAAGUUUGGGGAGAGUGAGGAGGUGGAGAUGGAGGUGGAGUCGGAUGAGGAGGAAGGGGGCGAGAAGCCAGAGAAGGGCCCCCAGGAGGCACCCGCUCCCCCUGAUCAGGACACUCAGGUCCAGGACAUGGACGAGGGCUCUGACGAUGAAGAUGAGGGCCAGAAGGUGCCUCUCCCUCCGGAAGCUCCAAUGCCGCCGCCUCUGCCUCCGACCCCCGACCAGGUCAUUGUCAGGAAGGAUUAUGACCCGAAAGCCUCCAAGCCUCUGCCCCCAGCACCGGCUGCGGAUGAGUACCUUGUGUCCCCCAUCACUGGGGAGAAGAUCCCUGCCAGCAAGAUGCAGGAGCACAUGCGGAUUGGGCUGCUGGACCCCCGCUGGCUGGAGCAGAGGGACCGCUCCCUCCGAGAGAAGCAGACCGACGAUGAGGUCUAUGCCCCAGGCCUAGACAUUGAGAGCAGCUUGAAGCAGCUGGCUGAGCGCCGUACUGACAUUUUUGGUGUGGAGGAGACCGCCAUUGGGAAGAAGAUCGGGGAAGAGGAGAUCCAGAAGCCGGAGGAGAAGGUGACGUGGGACGGCCACUCGGGGAGCAUGGCACGGACACAGCAGGCAGCCCAGGCGAACAUCACCCUCCAGGAGCAGAUCGAGGCCAUCCACAAGGCCAAGGGGCUGGUGCCUGAGGAUGACAGCAAGGAGAAGAUCGGGCCCAGCAAGCCCAGCGAGAUGGCCCCUCCGGCCCAGCCCCCCCUGCCCCAGGCCCAGCCCCACCCCCACCCGCUGGGGCCCCCCACCUCCGCCCCCAGCCUCCUCGCCACUGGCGGGCCCCCCAUCUCAGCUGUGCCACGGCCCCCUGCGAUGCCACCCCCCAUGCGGACGACAGUGGUGAGCGCAGUGCCGGUGAUGCCCCGGCCCCCAAUGGCCUCGGUGGUACGGCUGCCCCCAGGCUCUGUGAUCGCAGCCUCCAUGCCCCCAAUCCUCCACGCCCCCCGGAUCAACGUGGUGCCCAUGCCUCCCUCUGCACCCCCCAUCAUGGCCCCACGGCCUCCGCCCAUGAUUGUGCCCACAGGAUACAGACAGGGACCGGUCAGCAGCCCAGCAUUUGUCCCAGCUCCCCCUGUGGCCCCCGUCAGUGCUCCAGCCCCGAUGCCCCCGGUUCAUCCUCCUCCGCCCAUGGAAGACGAACCAGCCUCCAAGAAGCUCAAGUCGGAGGACAACCUGAUGCCCGAGGAGGAGUUCCUGCGCAGGAACAAGGGCCCUGUCACAGUCAAGGUCCAGGUCCCCAACAUGCAGGACAAGACGGAAUGGAAGCUGAAUGGCCAGGUGCUGGUCUUCACCCUCCCACUCUCAGACCAGGUCUCUGUCAUUAAAGUCAAGAUUCAUGAAGCCACUGGGAUGCCGGCUGGGAAGCAGAAGCUCCAGUUUGAGGGCAUUUUCAUCAAGGAUUCAAACUCACUGGCUUAUUACAACAUGAGCAGCGGAUCGGUGAUCCACUUGGCCCUCAAGGAAAGAGGCGGCAGGAAGAAAUAAAUAAAGCAAUGAGGGAAAGCCAUCCAGAUAGCCAGUGAGGAAUAGGACCCCAUUUCUCAACUGAAACGUGUCCCACUAUAUUCCCAUCGCAAUCUCAGUGUGUUGGCUUCUUUCCUAUUUUUCCCCUGUAGCUUGUUUCCUAGCUCUCCUCCAUGUUUUUCCUCAGUUUAGAUAGAAAUACUAUUAUCAUACAAACUGAAACAUUUUAGUGAAUGUCACAUGUAGAAUUUGACUCUUAUAAUAAAAAUAGCUUUUCGGUGUUGAAA
Messenger RNA from Anolis sagrei ordinatus, 2824 nucleotides. RefSeq names its product splicing factor 3a subunit 1 (gene SF3A1). Gene Ontology annotation, cellular component: catalytic step 2 spliceosome; U2 snRNP; U2-type prespliceosome. Gene Ontology annotation, molecular function: RNA binding; protein binding. The record is from RefSeq and is a predicted model, not a curated record. Gene Ontology annotation, biological process: regulation of alternative mRNA splicing, via spliceosome; mRNA cis splicing, via spliceosome. NCBI's taxonomy places the organism in Eukaryota, Metazoa, Chordata, Lepidosauria, Squamata, Anolidae.